Messenger RNA from Lymnaea stagnalis (great pond snail), 863 nucleotides. NCBI's taxonomy places the organism in Eukaryota, Metazoa, Mollusca, Gastropoda, Lymnaeidae. The record is from the annotation of a GenBank genome assembly.
GCUUGACACCUUCGAAGAUGGGUUCGACAUAAGUCAAGUAGAUCCUAAAAGCUUGGAUCAUCGAUUAUCGAACGGUUCGACUGCAAAGAGUGGUAUGGAUAUUUCGAUGUUAACGUCGACAGACGACCAUUGGCUUGGUGGUGGACAUGAUUUAAAUGGGAAUGAACGUAUUCUGGACGACUGUAGAGACGAUAUGAAUAUUUACACCAUCCUGGAAAGUGCCAACAGCGAUAGAAUACAAACUAAAAACAGGAGUAUCAGUGAGAGGACUCGACGAAAAGGUAAUUGUAGCUUGAAUGCCGACUCUAUAGAGGCAUCGCCAAGCAGUGAUACUUUAGUUGCACAUACUACCUCGGGCAGUGAGGACGAUUCUUACGAACCUCCCGUCGAUGAUUUCUACGGCGAGGCAUCCACGGUCAAUGUCACGUCGCCAGUUUACCUUCCAUCCUCGCCAAACCUUGGGGGUCAAUGUGCUCAAUGUCAAAAUGACAAAACGGGCAGUCGGAAACCGAAGCGACAAGGCCACAUCAGCAGUCUAAAAACUGCGUUCCUCCGCAUCUCCAGCCCAACUAAAAACUUCCAGCUGCCAAACCUGUUUACCUCCAAUAAGUGUUCUUACGACCUCGAACUCGCGUCGUUGGCCUACUUCCGGCCGGAGUCUGCGACGCCGCCCAAACAACGGCGCAACAAAAAAUCCUGGCAACUCCUGGCACCGGCUGAAUCGUCGUCAUCGCCGGCAACACCGUCGUCGCCGAAUCCACCCCGAAAGUUCCAUGAGUCGCCUCCUCCUUCAUCCCUGGUGUCGCCGCAGCGAGCCGCGCUGUUGAAGCGAGGAAGAUCCCUGUCUGUGGACAAUAUCACCA